CUCUUGAAUCAGAAAAGAAAAGGGAGCGAAAAGGCCAAAGAAACGAGGCAAAAUUAAACAAAAAAAAUGAAGCUGGCAAGUGGUCAUGAAGCCGCCAUCUUGGAAGGAGAAGAACGGGAACGAAUGAAUAACGACUGGCAAGGUUUCUUCAAAGGAUUAGUUCGCCUUACCCCCGGUAGAUGGCUCUUACCGGCGCCUUACCUCAACUUUGGAGACAAGUAUUACAGUUUCCAGUUUAAGCCGAGCGACGUGGUGGUGAUGACCUACUCGAAGAGCGGCACGACGUGGAUGCAGGAGAUCGUGUGGACGAUGAGGAACAACCCCGAGCUCGACCAUCCCAUGACCAACACGCACAUCUUCGCCCGCUCGCCGUUCCUCGAAUUCGACAUGAUCACAGCCUGCAGCGAAACACCACCCCCCUUGGACCACCCGAUGGUGCAGGCCUUCUUCAAGAUGUGUCCGGGGAAGAGCCCUCUCGACGGCGCGCAACUGCAGAUGGCCGAGGUGCUACCGGAACCGCGUACUAUCAAGAGCCAUUUGCCGUUUAGUCUCCUCACUCCGGGGCUUCUCGACACGGCCAAAGUCGUUGGGGUGAUCAGGAACCCCAAGGACGUGAUCGUGUCCUUCCACCAUCACUGUCGCCUCAUCGCCGGCCAGAAGUAUGUUGGCUCCUUCGAGGACUUCGUGACGUACUUCGUCGAGGACGAUCUGAUAUACGGGCCGUACUGGCUCCACCUGAAGGAGAUGUGGGAGAAACGCGAACACCCGAACCUCCUAAUCGUCUUCUACGAGGACCUCAAGGCCGACGUCAUGAAGGAGCUGAAGCGGCUAAACGAGUUCAUGGGCACGGGGCUGACGGAGACGCAGCUGGGAAACGUGCAACGCCACACGUCCUUCGGGGAGAUGAAGGCAAGGGAGAAGACGCUCAUCGGCCAAGACUUAUUCAACCAGGACGUCUUCAAGAAGGACGGAGGAUUCUUUAGAAAAGGUCAGUCCGGCGACUGGAAGGGCAAGCUGACACCUGAGCUCGAAGCCAAGGUCGACCAGUACGUUCAGCAGAAGCUCAGCGACCUCAAGAUCCCCUUCAAUUUCUCCUAAGACGUCUGGCGGCAUCCGAGAAAGAUAGCUUAGAUUCAGGGUCCUUGACUCUAAGUGAUUCUCAAGUUUGGUGAGGGCAAAACAUUGUCCCAAAAAUAAAAGGGCAAGUUGAA
This is a messenger RNA of Penaeus chinensis, 1211 nucleotides long. Its product is annotated as sulfotransferase 1E1-like. The record is from RefSeq and is a predicted model, not a curated record. Bases 67 to 1098 code for a protein of 343 amino acids. Gene Ontology annotation, biological process: sulfation. Gene Ontology annotation, molecular function: sulfotransferase activity. Gene Ontology annotation, cellular component: cytoplasm. The transcript has 6 exons. NCBI's taxonomy places the organism in Eukaryota, Metazoa, Arthropoda, Malacostraca, Decapoda, Penaeidae.